Molecule: messenger RNA, 1080 nt
Organism: Styela clava
Lineage: Eukaryota; Metazoa; Chordata; Ascidiacea; Stolidobranchia; Styelidae
Source: RefSeq, a predicted model, not a curated record
AUGGCCAGUGACAUACAUGAUUAUGUCUCGUCAUGCACUACUUGUCGAGUGUUUCAACCUAAUCAACAAAAAGAGCCGAUAAUUCACCAUGAAAUUCCUUCUCGAUCAUGGCAAAUUAUUGCGUCCGAUUUAUUUGAACUGCAAGGCAGAAACUAUCUGGUAACAGUUGAUUUUUACUCCAAUUUUUGCGAAGCUGACAGACUUCAUACGACCACAUCUGCAGAAGUUAUCAAAGCGUCGAAACAACACAUGGCUAGACACGGCUUACCAGAAAAACUGAUUUCUGACAACGCUCCUCAAUAUAGUAGCGAGGAAUUUAGAAUAUUUGCUGGAGAUUAUGAACUUCAGCAUGUUACAAGCUCUCCUACAUAUAGCCAAAGCAACGGCAAAGCAAAGUCCGCCGUUAAACAAAUGAAGAGCUUGAUGAUAAAAGCUAUUGAAAGUAAGAGUGAUGUAUUUCUUGCGUUGCUCGAUUGGCGUAAUACGCCGAGUGAAGGAAUACCAUGUUCACCAGCACAAAGGUUAUUUGGAAGACGCACAAGAACUCUGCUUUCAACAUCAAAAUCUCUUCUGCGUCCGAAAAUUGUUACGAAUAUCGAACCACAUUUAAAGAAGCGUAAAGACAUUCAAGCUAAAUAUUACAACAGGGGAACGAGGGAGCUGAUGAAAUUGUAUCCGGGUCAGUUGGUCAGAAUGAAGCCGGACCGUAGGAAAAGAUGGCGAAAAGGUAGAAUUGAACGACAUGUUGACAUCAGAUCGUAUCUGAUCCGAACUGAAGAUGGUGGUCUUUAUCGAAGAAAUCGAAGGCAUUUGAGGCAUACAAGAGCACCUGAUGAGUUCCAACCCUUUACAAAGAAAUAUGAUUACGAUUGUAGUAUUUCUGAUCCAUACACAUCUUCCUAUAAUAAUGGCGAUAUGAAAAUACAACAUGACCCAAUUAUUAAUGAUAAUAAUCCCAAUAGCAGUGUUUUAGUUAAUCCUAGUGUAUCUGAUCAAAUAAAAUAUAGAUCAACCCCCCCCCCCCUCUCCGCAGAUCUACACGCACUGUUAAAAGACCUGAUAGAUAUGGGUAUUGAUUAA